Molecule: messenger RNA, 1803 nt
Organism: Ruditapes philippinarum (Manila clam)
Lineage: Eukaryota; Metazoa; Mollusca; Bivalvia; Venerida; Veneridae
Product: zinc finger protein 862-like
Exons: 5
Coding region: 553-1623 (356 amino acids)
Source: RefSeq, a predicted model, not a curated record
CCAGGGAAUUCCCCAGACGCUUUUAGCGCAUCGGCACCGAUGCGCUAAAAUUUCAGAACAAGAAAUCCCGAUGCGCUUAAAAUUAUCAUAGCGCUUAAAAAAACGACCGAUAUUCCUUUCUAGUGCGUCUAAAAGUUACCCCAAUUAGCCAAAUAAACAAGCCGAUAUACAUGUCCUGUGUAGAUAAUUACCCGAGGCGUAUACACAACCCGAUACACUGAUUGCCUUGAGACUGUGUGACGUCACAGACACCUGUCAUCGAUGUCUGCAGACGACUGUUGGUGCACUUUUAGGUAUUGUCAAUUACAGUGUAUUGAGAUGGGUGCAAUUUAACCGCGGCAUGUGUGAUAUUUACAUGUUUCAGGUAGGUGUUAUAACUUUUCUUGUUUUGAUAGUAUAAUUGGCAUUAAUUGACAUGCGAUAUAACAGUUUGAUAUUUAGGGAUGAAUGGGUUAAUUGUCUUGAUAUAAGUUUAAUGUUCAAUUUCAUCUUUCACUUUCUUACGAUCAUUAAGUCUAAUCAGUACUCUAGAAUUAAGAUUUCAAAAACAACAUGAAUAAGGGAAAAAAGAGGCCAGCGCCUAGUUCACUAUCAAUUAAGAGUUUUUUUAUGAGCAAUGUCGUUGAAACUGUCUCAAAUUCUGAUAAUGACCAAGUGACAAGUUCAAGUGAAACUGUACAACGUGCAAAGAAACAAAGACUGUCUGGGUUUGAUCCUAAGUGGAAAAAUGAUUUUCCGUGGGUUAAAGAAGUUGAAGAUGGUAUGAUGUGUACCCUGUGCAUACGACAUCAGAAAAGACCGAAGAAAGCAGCCUUUGGAAAUGCAACAUGGGUUGACAAGCCAUGUACAUGGCUGGUAAAGGAUGCCCUUCGCAGACAUGAACGCUCAGACUCACACGAUGAGGCAAGGGCAUUUGAAGCUGGUAGACUUGCUCCAAGCAACAACGUUGAAGCUGCAGUAGAAGAGGCCAACAGUCUACACACCAAGGCUCGUGUCUCCGCCUUCCGAAACCUCUACUGGCUGAUGAAAAGGGAGAUGCCUCACACCACGAACUAUUUGCCGCUAAAUGAACUAUGCAAACUUCAGGGGGCCAACAUUUUGAAUAAUCUACACCAGGGCGAAAAUAACAAGGGUGAAUCUCAGAGGUUCAUACAAGAAGCUGUCCUCACAAUGGGUAACCUAAUCCGACAGUCCAUCCUGGAUGAUGUAAAGGUAUCACCAUGGUACUCCAUUAUGAUAGAUGAAACUACCGACAUUACUGUUGUCAGCGAGAUGAUUAUUUAUAUCAGAUAUCUAAAGGAUGGGGUUAGCAAGACAGACUUUAUAGGCAUCCUCCCUCUCCCUGACGGAAAAGCUGAUACUAUCACUGAGACACUAGUGACGUUCCUCACAGAAGACCUGGGUCUCCAACUUGAAAAGAUGUGUGCCUUGGGAAGUGAUGGUGCGAAGGUGAUGGUCGGAAGACAGAAUGGUGUGGCUGCCCAAUUGAGACGAAGAGUCCCCCACCUAGUCAACAACCACUGUGUAGCCCACAGACUGGCUUUAGCUGUUGGACAGGCAGCCAAAGGAGUGCCUUAUCUUCAGAAGUUCAAAGACAUUAUUGGUGAUCUUCAUCGUUUUUAAGAGAAGAGUGUUGUCCGCACCAGCGGAUUGAAAGCUAUUCAGGAACUUCUCCAGGACCCCAAGUUGAAGUUAGUGGAGGCAAAAGAUGUCAGAUGGUUGUCUCAUGACAAGGCCACUACAACUCUACGGAAGUGCCUGCCAUCCAUUUACACUAGCCUUGAGCGUGAGGCCGAGGAACGC